Bactrocera neohumeralis is the source of this 1603-nucleotide messenger RNA. RefSeq lists its product as uncharacterized. The record is from RefSeq and is a predicted model, not a curated record. The transcript has 3 exons. NCBI's taxonomy places the organism in Eukaryota, Metazoa, Arthropoda, Insecta, Diptera, Tephritidae. The coding region runs from base 1067 to 1396 and encodes 109 amino acids.
CUGUUUACAAGAAAGGCGUUGUGAGCCGGGGCGUUGUCGUGGUGCAACUUCUAAUCGGCUGCGUUGUCUUGUCGGACGCGAUUGACCCUUCGUUUGAGUCUCUUGAGGACUUCCACAUAAAGCUUGGCGUUGACGGUUUGUCCUGGAGGAACAAAUUCAUGGUGGACGAUGCCUUUGAUGUCCAAAAAGAUAAUGAGCAUCGUUUUCAUUUUGGAUUUGCUCAUUCUUCCCUUUUCCUGACGCCGGCAUGUGCCACUCGGACGAUCGCCUUUUUGUCUCGGGAUCAUACUGAAAGAUCCAUGACUCGUCACGUCAUACGUCUCUGUCGCAGAUUUACCGAGUUUCACACAGAAUUUAAUUGUGUACCUCUGCUGUAAUGAACGCUGCAAUUCCGGCUUGCACCACUGACAGAAACACGUCGUGCGAAAAAGUUUCUCCUGACUCUCCAGGUACUCGAAGACAACUGAGCCGCUCGUUCGUUACCUAGGAACGCCCUUUACCGACUUCAGUCGGUGCACGUACGCUCCGAAGUACAGUCGCGGCAGAAGAAAAUCAGUCUUAUUACUUUCUGGACAAACCCUGUAUAUGAGAGAGAGCGAGAGUCUAUGUACGUAGCAUGAAUUAAUAACAGUGAAUAAUUUAAGAAGUUAGUUGUUUGCUGAGGUCACUUCUUCUGCUUAAGUCAGUCUAUGACCUUCUACUUCCCAGAGUGUGUCGCACAAAACUUAAAGCAUGAUAUGUAUAUUUAACACGGAACGAAUAUGUUAAUCAGGCUGCUUUAAUUUGCGCAUUUUGGACAAUUUUUCUAAAAUAAUGAUUUAGAUGAAUUCAAAAUGGCAAAUCACGCUUUGAUAUUAGAUAAGCUCCAGCGUCUUUCCAUGACGAAGCAGCCGCACAACAAUAAAUAUAAAUAUGUACAUAUUGCCAAAAUCUGCUCGUCAAAGCGACUAUAAAUUAUGGCUGCCACCAACGUUGUGGCAGCAGUAGUCCUUGGCGAUUGCAUGUACUAACAUACCCAGUUACUUUUAUUAAGUCGUGAAAUUCUGCUUGAAAACAUAAAUAAGCCAUGGGUCAGCGAAUUGUUCUCAUUAUAAUGGUUUUUGCCGCUUGCUGUUAUACGAUUUGUAGCGCCAAGUUGCUUGAGCCGGUCGAUUACCAGGGUGACCUGUUUAUUGGUUUGAAGAGUCAGCAGCCACAUAAACGCUACCAAAGCAGUGAGCCGAGUGAGCUGAACGCCGUCCAAGGAAAGAACGAAAAUGCGGACAUAUUUGACGAGCUGCAAGCCGAUGUUUACGAAAACCUGGUGCGCUUAAUGAAAGAAAUGCAAAAGGAGCGUGAACGCGUGUCAAUCCGUUAUAAACCGAAUUUAGGCAAACGCUCGCAGUUAUACAAGUAGAAGACGCUAUCCGCCGAGAUAGAGGAUUCGCUUACAUAAACACCCGGAAAACCAUAAGAUGGAAAAUGCAAAAUGUGUAUAUUCGAAGCCCAAUAUUAUCCUAGAUAUGUAUGAAAUGUUCAGGCUUUCUAAAAACAAAAUGUAAAAAAGUGGUUAAGUAUUUAGUUCUAUUAAGUGGGUUCAUGUUCUUAGUUUUAGUGUUUCAAA